This is a messenger RNA of Liolophura sinensis, 2079 nucleotides long. RefSeq lists its product as uncharacterized. Lineage: Eukaryota; Metazoa; Mollusca; Polyplacophora; Chitonida; Chitonidae. Bases 221 to 904 code for a protein of 227 amino acids. Gene Ontology annotation, biological process: mitochondrial respiratory chain complex I assembly. The transcript is spliced from 2 exons. The record is from RefSeq and is a predicted model, not a curated record. Gene Ontology annotation, cellular component: mitochondrion.
GUUGUAUAAGUGAAAUAUUCUUGAGUAUGGUAUAAAACACCAAUCGAAUAAAUAACAUAAUGCUAGCGAUCUGUCAGACAAGUGAAGUAGUCUUUAGUACGUUGUAAAACCCCAAUGAACUAAAUAAAAUAAAUAAAUGAGUGCAAAAGUAAGUGAUUUACUUGUUGAUUUUUGUAUGUGCAGGUAAUUUUAUGACAGCAGCAAGGCCAGGAAGUUGACCAUGAAUCCAGAAUCACAGGUUACAACGCGGGGUGGACAGUUACAGAGAGUUACCUCCCCUUACGGGAUACCAGAAGGCGCCGUUCCACUUGACAGGCAGGAAGUAUUGAAGGUUCAAUGGACAACAAUAAGAAACUGGAAACCAAGGAGCGAAAUGUGGCCGUUUAUCCACGGUGCAUCUCUACUGGCCUCGUUCAGCGCUUUAUCUGGAGCCGUGUGCAACAUGUAUUUCCGGGAGAAAUUUAAUGUGCAGAAAUUUGGACGAGCGUCUACCUUUGUCCCCAUCAUAGUCAUACCUGCUGCACUAAGCAUGAUUACACACCAGCUCUGGGUUAGCAAUACGAUUCUUGUCGAUGAAUUCUCGUGCCCGUUGUGCGGACAAGUACGAGCGGGGACCAUACAAGCCAUCUUGGGUGCAGUGUAUCCGUGCACGUUGGCCGCUCCAUUGGCGAUAGUUCUGGCGCGACGCAACUGGACGUACCCAGUCCCUACAAUCACGGAACACAGACAGGUGCUGAGCAUGCUCAGUAAGACUGGACGCCCAUUUCAACUGCCUUUCCUGGUCAUUUUCAUGGGGCAAUUUGUCAUGGGAAUGGCCAUGGCAAAGCAACAACAGCGCGUUUUCAACGAAAAACUGUCAGCUGGCAUGUUGCCAAGGGAUCCAAAUGAUAUUGAUAGGAGCUGAUGAAAGAUGCAUCUUAGUUAAGUAUUAGUUUUUUUUUUAAAUUCUUUUUUAUUGUAAAGGUCUCUAUGAAUACAUUUUGAAUUGUGUAAGAGAUUCAAUAGUCAUGAAUUGAUGUUUAGAACCGGAAUUUGUGAUAGCUGUCUCACCAGGCAAUUAUUCUGUGUGUUUGUGCUAAUUUUGUUUGUUCAAAUAUACGAGAUUAAACUCCCAGUUUUUGAGUGUGAAAUAUGCAUACCUUGUGGGGUCACGACAGUUAGAUAGAUUCUGUGUAGAACCUGUGGGACUUUCACUUUCACUUUUAUCACAGAGACACUGCUGGCUUAAUACAAAUCACACACACUUGUUUGCUGGUAGUCAUGUGUUUUUUCACCUUUUAACAAAUCCUACACACAAAUCUUAUUACACAUCUACACAUGUUAACACACUGAGAAUCAAGCCAAAAUAUUUAAUGCCAGCAGUAAAUUUUAUAUGUCAUUCAUAGUGUAACCCAGGUUUUUACAACUUGUUCCAGUUUGUGGGGGAGGGGGUUAUAUACUGUCACCAGAUGAUGAAAGAACACAGCCCAAGUCAGAGUCACACUUCAGGAUCAAUAUAUUUUAACACCUGAUCCCUAAAAAAAUGAUCAGCUAAUGUGACUGGGUCAGAGUGGAUAUAUAUCAGCCGGUUAUAUUCCUGGUUUGUGACAGUUUGAAAUGACUGCAAAACCUGAUGGUGUUGGACGGCAUGAUUGAUUGAUUUUUUUUUUUAUUUCAUCAUUGUUUUACGCCAUACUCAAGAAUAUUUAACUUGUACGAUAUUGACUAGGAUUAUGGGAGGAGGUAACUGGGCGAUACUCACAAUCCAAAGGUUGCUGUCAGGCCUUCCCACAUGUCGAGAGGAAGCCAGCGCGAGCUGGACGAACUUACAGUGACCGCAUUGGUGUUUACGCUAAUUUUUGAAGGCUGCAAAGCAACCACAGUGGGGAGAGGAUCCUGGGUCAUUUUGUCACUCUGACAUGCUAAGCAGGGAGGCCUGAAUCACAAGAUUACAACCGUGAGAAAACAUGGACAUGUGUACUGCAGGUGUGCCAGAAAUCUCAGGUGUGCUCUGUGGAGCUUGUUUCCUUCAUGUGUUCAAAUGUUUCAUGUUGAAAGUAAGGUCCAUUAUAUUUUAGAAUGAUGGUGAUGGCAGGGUUG